UGGAGUAAAGGACGCGCUCAAUCCUAUCCAGUGGCUGACUGAGUGAAACCAUCUUCCAUCUUUCUAGAGAAGAAGAGUAGAGGAAUCCAAAGACGUGACAGAAUGAACUUGUCCUAUUUGGUUGCGUGUGGACUUUUGGUCAGCCUGCUUUCAGAAAAGAUGACAGCAAAACCUUUAACUCAAACCCAUCAGUCCUUCCAAAGUUUGCUGGGUGAAGAGCUGGCGGAGAUUCUGGAGUCGGAUGAGAGAGAGAGGCGGAUAGACGCUGUGCGCUCUAGGAUGAGGCUGCUGCGUGAUUUACGCAUGGACACCAAGGCCAGAGGGAUGUGGGCUCGUCUUCUCAACGACCAGCCCGCACCGAGGAGGCACAAAUCUGGAAGCAAGAAGGCAGGCUCCACCUCGCGGAGUGGCUGCUUCGGACACAAGAUGGACAGGAUAGGGACCAUCAGCGGAAUGGGCUGCUAGGGCUUGGAGCUGCGCAGAGACGGUCUUUGGACGAUGGGUUUGGACAACAUAAGCCAAGUGUGUUGCCACCUGAGGAAAAUUUUUAAACUGAAAAUUUUUAGGUACGAAAUUGCCCACAGCAAGCAUGGGAAAAGACUGAGAAGACAAUGCUGCAGAAGCCUCACCACUCUCUCUCUAUACAUAUAUAUAUAAAAAUAGUAAAUAUGCAAGUAUAUAUUCAUCAUUGUAUGCCAUACAAUAUGGUCUACAGAUACAAACAAAGAUGCAUACUCUGACGUUGUGGACAAUGGUGUAAAAACUACAAACCGCAAAAGCUGUACAUUAUUGCUGCUGCUGCUGCUGCUGCUGUACAUUCAAGUACUUCAUCCCCACUUGCGUAAAUGUAUUUAUGUUUUAAAUA
Molecule: messenger RNA, 865 nt
Organism: Cyprinodon variegatus (sheepshead minnow)
Lineage: Eukaryota; Metazoa; Chordata; Actinopteri; Cyprinodontiformes; Cyprinodontidae
Gene: nppc
Product: natriuretic peptide C
Exons: 3
Coding region: 103-465 (120 amino acids)
Biological process (GO): receptor guanylyl cyclase signaling pathway; cGMP biosynthetic process
Cellular component (GO): extracellular region
Molecular function (GO): hormone activity; hormone receptor binding
Source: RefSeq, a predicted model, not a curated record